Molecule: messenger RNA, 1744 nt
Organism: Spathaspora passalidarum NRRL Y-27907
Lineage: Eukaryota; Fungi; Ascomycota; Pichiomycetes; Serinales; Debaryomycetaceae
Exons: 2
Coding region: 1034-1696 (220 amino acids)
Source: RefSeq, a predicted model, not a curated record
GCUUGGUGAUUCGGACAUUAAUUGCUCUAUAGAUCUAUACUGGUGAUACUGUUCGUUGACAUGGAAAUUUUGGUUGUCAAAUUUUUUCUGUUCAACAACAGCAAAGAGACACAGACAGAGAGAGGGCAGUCCCGUCGUAGACAACUACACUACAUCCAACUACACAAUGUUCAACGUCAGUGCUACACUCAACGUCAGUAGACUUCUCUACAAUCCAUCGCUUUGUCUUCCACAUUUGUGUAUCAAAUCAUUUGAUCAGCUCCCAAUACCAUUGGUGAUACCGAAUCAAACCAACUCGCCAACACCAGUCACUAUUAAAGGAAUCGUGCUUGACAAGGACAACUGUUUCGCCAAGGAUCACGAUGACAAAGUCUGGCCGGCAUACCAAGACACCUGGAAGGAAUUACUUAGCCACUACAAUAAAGAACACGUUCUCAUAGUCAGCAACUCAGCAGGAACAAACGACGACAUAGACCAUGUCCAAGCUGAGAAAUUGGAACGUGACACGGGAGUAACUGUUCUUCGUCAUGCCACCAAAAAACCAGGAUGUUUCGGAGAAAUCCAGACGUAUUUUGCUACGCUUGGCGUGGAGCCUCACGAAAUUGCCGUAGUUGGUGAUCGAUUAUUCACCGACAUGUUAAUGGCAAACAUGAUGGGAAGUUAUGGCGUCUGGGUAAGUGAAGGUGUAGAGUUGUCGACAAAAUUGUUUCCUAGUUUGGAAAGAACCGUUUACGACAAGUUGACCAAAAGAGAUGCUCCGUUUGUACCACCUGCUCCAAAAAACCUGUACAGCCACCAGUAGUUGCCCCUGCUAUCCAAGGCAUCUAUACAUAUGUAUACUUUUGAUAUGCCUCCAAAAUCUGUUUUCCUUAUAUGAAGAAUUCGCGGCUAUUCACAAGCGGCUGUCGUUUUUUGCAUCUUAUUCUUUUUACACACAUUAGCCCACAUCCACAAUUAGAAGUCCCCACCAUAUAGCGUCAAUACACAACAUUCAGCCGAAACAACCGCCACGUCUCCCAGCCAGACCGCACCAAUGGUCCACAACGUCCUCUUUGACCCACCAAUUCCCGAGGGCCACCACAUCAAUCUCGGGAAUGACACUAUAGUUGACACCCUAGCCACCAUUUACAACCCGCGUCUAUUCAGAAACUUGUUUCGCGUUUAUUUCACAUUCCUUCUUGUCCAGUACAUCCUCAUUUAUGCGUGUGUUCCCUUGGAGGAUAUCGAAAACAGACCGGCUAUCUGUGUGAUUACAUGCAUGUAUACGUUGGUUAUGUUUGUCAUCAAUGCUGCGUUGCUCCCUUUGUGUUCGAGCACGAUACCGACACUUGUGUCUUUGCGAUGCUCGUUUGUUUCUUUUGUUAUGGAGUUGAUUGGGUUGGUAUUGCACAUUACCCUGGUGGUUCAGUGCUUAAAUGCGGGUGAAAUGUUCCAGAUCGAGAGGGAGCGCGGGCAUACGUCGACUAUAAAGACGAGAGUGGAUACCUAUAUCAUUGUAUUUCAUGUUCUCGCCAUGUGUUUUGCGGCAUUGGCGACGGCUAGUGUGUUUUGUCUAUUUGUGAUUUGUUCUCGAGCAUUGGAGUUUAUCAACGGUAAGGUGGAUCGAAGAGUUAUCAAAAGGAACAAGAUUUACGAAGGAAUCAACAGUUCGAUUGAGGCGUUUGUUGAGGGUCAGAAGGACUACUAUUUAGUGUGAACUUAUAAUAUACAACUUCUUUUUUUUUAUUUAAUACAAAUAUAAUAU